AUGGAUCUCCGAUCUGUCCUGAACACGUCGGACAACGGCGAACGUGUACCUCCCAAGACGUCGCCCAAACAGCAGCAGCAGCAGCAGCAGGAACAGCAGCGUCAACAGCAACGGCAGCAACAGCAGCAACAGCAGCAACGGCAGCAACAGCAGCAACAGCAGCAACGGCAGCAACAGCAGCAACAGCAGCAACAGCAGCAACAGCAGCAACAGCAGCAACAGCAGCAACAGCAGCAGCAGCAGCAGCAGCAGCAACUGCAACAGCAGCAUCCGCCGCCUCGAUCGGCCCAAGGCGCGGCCCAGUACAGUUAUCGCGACUACGUCUCCCAACCCCCUCGCCCGAGCCCAGGCAAGAUCAUCACGAACACGCAAGACUAUGGCCACCCCCCCACGCCGCAUGCCUAUCCGCCGCAGUCGCCCUACCAAGCCCAGGGUCAGUUUCCGGUUCGCACGGCGCAGACUCCUCAGAUCCAGCAGCCGGCCGCCUCCUUUCAUCACGCUCCGUCCCCGGGCUCCAUGCACGCCCCAGCUCCGUCGCCUUACCGCCAGGCGCCGACGCCGACGAGCGCUUCCCCGGCCGCCGCCGCCGCCGGCUAUCCGUUUCCGUCCGGUCAGCAGCCCGAGAUGAUGAGCCCCAGCCAGCGGCAAACCCCCUAUCCGCCUGGCCAUUAUCCCCAGUCGCAGCAGCAGCAGCAGCAGCUCCAGCAACAACAGCAGCAGCAGCACCACCAACAGCACCAGCGCCGCGACAGCUACUCGCAACCCAUCGGAGCACACGGCCCGGCCUACGGGCAGCAGCCACAGCCGCAGCAGCAGCAGCACCAGGCACAGCAGGUGGCACAGUCGCCCCUCGUCGCCACGCCGGGUGCCUCGUCCUCUCAUCCCUACAUGCACCAGCGAUCUCGCUCCACCCACUCGACGCCGACACCGACCUCGGCACACAGCCAGCACCACUUUGGCUCGCCUCACCUUCUCGGCAGCCCCAUCGUGCCCUCCCAGCCGCCUCCUGCCGAUUUCCAUCGCCAGCCCUCGCAACCUCUCACCCCCAUCGGCCCUCCCCCGGCGAGGCAUCUGACCUUUCCCGUCCAGCCGCCGAGCCCGUACCAGCAGCGCGUCGCCUCCAUGGCCGCCGGCCCAACCUUGCAGCAGCAGCAGCAGCAGCAGCAGCAGCAGCAGCAUCGGUCCUCGCCGAGCCAACCGGCAUCCCGCCCGGCUCCCCAACGCGUGGCGAACGUCCAUGCUCCCCCGACGCAGGAGCCGCCCGCGUCCGACAAUCUCCUGCCGCCCGAGAGAGAAACGAGCUUGUCGGUGAGCCCGAGGACGCGAGUCACCUCCCUCGCGAGUACGGCGAGCAUCCCCGACAAAUCGGUCCUUCCACCCGAACCCGACAGGCGUCUGCCUGCUCAUUCUGCCGCCCCCCACAGGGCCGCGGUGGACGUCGUGACGCCGGCGAAGAGGAAGCUCGACGACCGCAGCUUGAGCCCCGCCGAGAUGGAGAACAGGGAGGCUCGACCUCCGCCUGGCCAGGUCAACGGCCGUCACCAGAGCCUCGCGAGCAAGUCUUCGCUGCCCGACAAGUCCAUCUCGCCCGACAAGUCUUUGACGCCAAACAAGCUGUCGUCGCCCCACAAGACCUCGUCGCCCCACAAGCCUUCGACCCCGAGCAAACCUUCGUCCCCGGCGGUGCCUAGGAGGAGGCGAGUGCAUGGCGACCCUCCCGUGUGGGCCCAGAGCAUGCGCAUCCUCGGCAAGGGCAUGCCCAAGGCGGCCAAUUUCGUCCUCAAGAAACGCGUCCAUGCACCUCUGUCCGCAUCGGCAACCACACCCGCAACAACAACCACAACCGCAACCACGACCGCACCCGUGCCCGCGCCCGCGCCCGUGGAUGGGAAGAGAGAAGGCGUCAAGCCCGAACACCGCAGUCGGCACCCGUCACCCGAAGCGACGCGAGCCCCUCGCGCCAACAGCCAGUCCUUCCCUCCGGCCGCCGAGCCGGGCCCGAGAGACAUGCUGGGCCCCUGGGAGGCGAGCAUCACCGGCGUCAAGCCCUACGAGGAGAUAUCCAAGACCGUCGCCGACUUCAUCUUCAUCCACGUCAUCAACAACCCCGACUUCAAGGAGAUUGCGAGCCGUGGCAUCCAGUUCGAGAUCGAGGCCAAGCUGGGGACCCUGAUCGACAAGGAUACCAACGGCCGCGUCGAGAGGUCCAUCGAUACCGAAUGCAUCCUGCGCGACACCGGCAGGGCUCACCACAAGUCCUUCAACGACUUUUUGAACCAGGUCGUCAUCCAGACGGACCCCCGAGCGCCCAACGGAGGCAGCAGGGUGCAGGUCCACUACAAGCACCGUCGCGAGGUUGACCGUUACUUCGAGCUGCCGCCGGACCUGCAGAACCGGCUGCCCGGCUGCAUGCGGUCGAGGCUAGGACCCCGCAGCCGCAACGUGCGCGUGCGAGUCACCUACGAUCAGAGGACCCAAGACGUUCUCGCCAAGAUCAUCAAGGCACGCGUCGCCGACAUCGACCUGCACAUGCCCACCUGCCCCAUGGACUGCCGACUCAGCAUCAACCUCGAGAUGCCCUGGGAUGGUCCUGCCGAGGAGCUCGAGCAGCUCGUCGUCAACCCCAAUGACAGGCAACCCGAGCGUAGCAAGGACAGGCUGAGCUACAAUCAAGGCCAUUACCAGGUGGACCUGACGCAGGUCACCAUGACGUCCCACGGCCCUGCCAGUUCGCAGCGUCUGGAAAAGGAACAUGAGCUGGAGAUUGAAUUGUCCCCCGGCAUCGUCAUCGACCAAGGUUCCAAGGCGAUGAAGGGCGUGCCGCAUCGAUACCAGGAGCUGAUCGAGGGGCUCCUCGAUAACAUUCGCGUGCUCUCCCGCAAGGCCCGCGAGUUUGCCUAG
This is a messenger RNA of Drechmeria coniospora, 2901 nucleotides long. RefSeq names its product mRNA capping nucleoside-triphosphatase. The transcript has 3 exons. NCBI's taxonomy places the organism in Eukaryota, Fungi, Ascomycota, Sordariomycetes, Hypocreales, Ophiocordycipitaceae. Gene Ontology annotation, molecular function: polynucleotide 5'-phosphatase activity. Bases 1 to 2901 code for a protein of 966 amino acids. The record is from RefSeq and is a predicted model, not a curated record. Gene Ontology annotation, biological process: polynucleotide 5' dephosphorylation; 7-methylguanosine mRNA capping. Gene Ontology annotation, cellular component: mRNA capping enzyme complex.